UGCCACUGUAGGAAGUUCUCUGGUGAACAUAUCUGAUUUGUGGGUGGAAUAGAAUUUUUUCCACUCCCUUUGUUAUAUUCUUUGUACUUUUGCAUUCUCUUAAUCUAACUGAGGAAAGUUCCUAAAAGACAAGAGAUAACCCUUUGAUGACAACAGAAUCUCUUUCAUUUCCACGAAGACCAUGAAGUGAAGACAUCUGCAGGCCAUGAACACAGGCAGUUUGGCACUGGAUUUUUUCGUUUUGAUGCUGGUAGUGAACAAACCAUGUCUGUAUGGGAAUGAGGCCGAUAACUGCUCCACUGAUGUUACUGUCAAGAGAGAAACCAAGAUAUCCAUCAAAUCUGGUGAUUCAGUUACAAUAGAGUGCCCUGUGAAAUACUGCCAAAAACAGCCUAAAAUGAAUUGGUACAAGUAUAAUGCAAGGCUCCAGGACUUCUCCAUUUUGCAUACUGGACAAAAUCAUAACGAGUCAUGGAUAAGUGAGAACAUUUUUGUUUUGAAAUUUCCAUCUAUCAAUAUAAGUGACAGCGGACUAUAUCGCUGUGAAGCAAUUUUGGAUAUGAAUACCAUUGCGGGCCAUGCAAUAGAAGUUACUGUCCAAGAUAAUCACAUCACUGGAUUUGAAGGUGCUGAAAAUACUACAGAAGGUCAUGCAGCAUUUGAAAAUAAGAAGACAUUGAUUGUUUAUAUCCUGUCAUCCCUGGGAGCAUUGGGCCUCCUCUUUGUUUGCUGCUUUGGCCUGCUUCAUUCUAAAUGGAGGCAACAAGUGAAAAACAAGACAAUUUCAUCAACCUUAGAAAUGGAAAUGAAUGAGGUCAGUGACUAUAAGAAUAUCAAACCCUGCAGUGAUACUACUAGUCAUGUUUCCAACGAGGCAUCUUUUCCUCGCUUGCAACUGUUUACAGAUGGCAGUGCUAUCCACAUCAAUCUUAACAACAGCAAGAAGUCUAAAAGGGUAGGGGCAAAAGCUACAUGUGAUAAAUCUGUCACCAAUCAGCUCUUGCCUACCAAUCAAGAUGCCCUUGUUUAUGCAACGCUGGACCAUAGAGAACAUUUCCAGGGAAGCAAUCACUUUGUAGAAUCUGAAUUCACUGAAUAUGCUGCCAUUAUGUUGAAAGCAUAAAUGUAGAUGAUUCCUCACUGGUUCCGAUGAUAUCAUGUCUUCUUUGUGACUCAACCAGGUUUCUCACAAGCAACACCCUGAUAAUUGAUUAGUAUAUGCUUUAAUAAUUAUCAAGCCAUCUGUUUCCAUUAGCAUUUACUUUUGUUGUAAUCAUUGAUCAGGAAAAUGAGUCUCAUGCUCGUUGACCAGUCUGUUCUAAUUUCAUAAAUUUCUGUACAGGCUCUUAUUACCACAAAUAAUGUUCUAAUCAAAACACAAUAUGUUGGAUUGCAUAGGCAGUCUGGUAGUCUUUUACCUAAAUCCCUUUUGCAGUUUCAGUUCACAAAAUCAUGAGAGAAUCUCAGUGUACAGAAUGAAUGUAUAUAUUUUCUAUUUGCUGAAAAUAAAAUUAAGAUAUCUU
This is a messenger RNA of Anolis sagrei ordinatus, 1523 nucleotides long. RefSeq names its product B and T lymphocyte associated (gene BTLA). Gene Ontology annotation, molecular function: signaling receptor activity. Gene Ontology annotation, biological process: immune response-regulating cell surface receptor signaling pathway. The record is from RefSeq and is a predicted model, not a curated record. Gene Ontology annotation, cellular component: plasma membrane. NCBI's taxonomy places the organism in Eukaryota, Metazoa, Chordata, Lepidosauria, Squamata, Anolidae.